Messenger RNA from Pochonia chlamydosporia 170, 1323 nucleotides. RefSeq names its product fungal specific transcription factor domain-containing protein. The record is from RefSeq and is a predicted model, not a curated record. Bases 1 to 1323 code for a protein of 440 amino acids. Gene Ontology annotation, biological process: positive regulation of transcription by RNA polymerase II; DNA-templated transcription. Gene Ontology annotation, molecular function: sequence-specific DNA binding; DNA-binding transcription factor activity, RNA polymerase II-specific; zinc ion binding. NCBI's taxonomy places the organism in Eukaryota, Fungi, Ascomycota, Sordariomycetes, Hypocreales, Clavicipitaceae. The transcript is spliced from 3 exons.
AUGCCCGGCCUCGAAAGAGUGACAGUGCACGCCGUAAAAGAAGCCCAGAGGAGAAUUCACUGGCUUGAAAAUGAACUAUCACGAGUCUUGGGUAUGGACUGCAAAACUGUCCCGACCGGUACAUCUCUCGAAGUAGCUCAAGGAAAGGAUGAGGGACUCCUGCACGGCCAUACUCCAGAUACAAGCCAAGACAGCCACAAUCGCUCCCGGACUCAGGACCUGAGCUCUAUUGCCACGAACCCAUCAUCGAAUAGGAAUGAUGAUGACGCUCCCGAGAUGGGCCUUCUUGCCCUCAAUGCAACCGGCGAGUCGAGAUAUCUUGGCCCUUCCAGUGGAGCUGCAUUUGCGACAUCAGCAAUAGCUCUCGUGCAAUCAUGUAGCCGACAGCAACCCGCAGGGAGACAACAACAUUCUGGUAGCAGUGCUGUGAGAGAGUUGUCAAAUAAUGCCACAGAUGAUCGGCAUAUAUCCCCAGACGAGGUUCAGCUGCUACUGCAGUCAUACAAAUUGUGGGUGCACCCUGUUUACGCGUUGUUUGACUUGGAGUCUCUAGACGACUUGAUCAUGAAAUGCAGCGCCGCUCAGUCACACAACGUCGUAGGAUCCCUGGGUCAAGAGAUGAGCAUAUUCUAUGUGAUCAUGGCACUAGGUGCGACGAACCGCCCCAACGCCGUUAAGCAACUACAAACCGACCCGAGGAAACUUAGUCCAUCAGAGAAGGCACCGUCGCCCGCUGAACUCUUUACAAAGGCUUCCCAACACUUUCAGUUCAGUAUGGAACAUCUCCGCCCCAGUGUCAUGUUUAUCAAGGCAUUGCUUCUCAUAUGCAUAUAUUGUUUCUAUCAUCCUGUUGGCUCUAGCCAGUGGCAACUCGCUGGCAUGGCUAUGCGGACAGCUGUAGAAAUAGGGCUGCACUAUGUCCCUAAGCUCAACCAAGUCUCUACGAGAGACAUUGACGAACGGAGUCGCGUCUUCUGGACUGCAUACGCUAUUGAGAUAACCUUGUCAUACAACCUUGGUCGACCUCCCUCGAUUGGUGAGGAGCAUAUAACGUCGAGACUCCCUGCUGAUACCUCUGAAGCAGCAUCUUCUGCCAUCCACCACAUUAAACACAGACAAAUUCAGAGUCGCAUCAUAUCUCAAGUCUACUAUGGCAAAAUGCAUGACGUUACUCCAUCUCAGCGAGAGAAUAUUAUCGCCGAUCUUCAGUCCGAGUUGGACCAGUGGAGAGAUGCCCUGCGGAGUGUGUGUUUGCAAGAUAAGGAUACCGCGUAUCCAUACCAGUACGUUAAAGAUGUUGAAACUGUUCAUGCUACCUUUUGA